AAUUUGUAAUGCAAUUAUUAACCAAAUUUGUAACGUUUGCGUAAGUAUAUUAUAAAAAGAAAGCUCAAAAAUGCAAACAAGAUUGGCAAUUUCUUCAUCUACAAAACUUCAUCGACUGUUAUUGGCACAAUCUCAAAAAUACAAAUCAUUUUCCUCUUCUACUGGAGGUCGAACAGCUGAUCCUGCCAUCCAUUCUGGACCUCUUGAAGGAGAUGACUUGGAGGAAUCCGUUAAAUUUUCAGAAAAUGAAAAGAAACAACCCAAUAUUAAGUCUGGUAAAGCCAAGGAUGCAUUUGUGCCACCCAAAUCUCCAAUCGGGUCAUCUCAAAAGAUCGAAAGCACAGGCGUGAAUCAACCUAUAGACCCUUUAACUCAACAAAAACGCCAGAUAUCUAGUAAUGCUACCGAAAAAACUUCAUUAGAAAAUGCUAGCUGUGCUGGAUUGGAUGGUUCCCCGUGGCCUGACGAAUCGAAAAGCAGGGGAGAUCAAUUUGAAGAUGACAAAGAGUAUUUUAGUCAUCAUAAGCCAUCUCCAUUAGCGGAAAUGGAGAUGGCUGAUACGAGAAAGCCAAUCACGCAAGCGACUGAUGCGCCUCCGGAUGAUGGCAUUCCUCUGUAUCCCGCCCCUUGGGGCGGGAUGAUGGUGUGGAGGCCGGAACAAUUGGAUACGGCUGAAGAAGCUCUUUUGAGAGCUAUGGAGAUAUGGAAAAUGAAUGCUAUGAGAGGUGAUCCAGAUUCACCUCAAGGUAGGAUUCUUAGAAAGCUUCGUGGUGAAAACUGGUGAUUUAUGCUUUAUAUGAUGAUUUCGUCUUGUUUUCUUUUUUGAAAUGUCAAAGACUCAAGGGUGUUAAGGAUAUAUUGUUUUUUUCCGAUCA
Molecule: messenger RNA, 875 nt
Organism: Solanum lycopersicum (tomato)
Lineage: Eukaryota; Viridiplantae; Streptophyta; Magnoliopsida; Solanales; Solanaceae
Source: RefSeq, a predicted model, not a curated record